Molecule: messenger RNA, 1005 nt
Organism: Danaus chrysippus (African queen)
Lineage: Eukaryota; Metazoa; Arthropoda; Insecta; Lepidoptera; Nymphalidae
Source: the annotation of a GenBank genome assembly
AUGGCUGCAGGACCAAUUGCAGAAAGAAAUCAAGAUGCAACGAUUUACGUUGGUGGUUUGGACGACAGAGUCACAGAAAGUCUGCUUUGGGAACUAUUUGUUCAAGCUGGACCAGUAGUGAAUGUUCAUAUGCCAAAGGACCGAGUGACACAAACUCAUCAAGGUUAUGGAUUUGUUGAAUUCAUGGGAGAAGAAGAUGCCGAUUAUGCAAUAAAGGUCAUGAAUAUGAUAAAACUAUAUGGAAAGCCGGUAAGGGUAAAUAAAGCAUCUGCACACCAGAAGAAUCUUGAUGUGGGAGCUAAUGUGUUCAUUGGUAAUCUUGAUCCUGAAGUAGAUGAAAAACUAUUGUAUGAUACAUUUUCUGCAUUUGGUGUCAUAUUGCAGACACCUAAGGUUAUGAGAGACCCUGAGACUGGUAACUCGAAAGCGUUUGCAUUUAUAAACUUUGCAUCCUUCGAAGCCUCCGAUGCGGCCAUAGAGGCUAUGAAUAACCAGUACUUGUGCAACCGUCCUAUAUCUGUUUCUUAUGCAUUUAAGAAAGAUGUGAAGGGUGAAAGGCAUGGAUCUGCUGCUGAAAGGUUACUAGCAGCACAGAAUCCUUUAUCGCAUGCAGACAGGCCUCACCAACUGUUCGCGGACGCGCCACCUAUAAUGGGUCCACUGCUAAUGGCUCCUCCCCCACCACCAACUCCAAGUCCGAUGCCGCCUGGCCCUCCAUUGACAUCGCGACCUCCGUUACCAAUGGCUGCCCCUCCACCACCUCCCUCAACAAUGCCCCCACCUGGGCCCCCUCCACCGCCAGGCCCUCCACCUCCUCCGCCGCCGUUUCAUCAUUUCCCUCCUCCACCUUUCGGGCCCCCUGGCUUUGGCCCCCCACCCCCUCCUGGCGCGAGGCCCCCACCAUGGAGGCCCCCUCCACCCUCUUUCAGGCCCCAAUACCGACCUCCACCAUUCGGUCAUCCCCCCUUCCCGCAUCACCCGCCUGAACCAAACUAUAACUAUUAA